Molecule: messenger RNA, 4023 nt
Organism: Schistosoma mattheei
Lineage: Eukaryota; Metazoa; Platyhelminthes; Trematoda; Strigeidida; Schistosomatidae
Source: the annotation of a GenBank genome assembly
AUGAUGAGGUGGAUUCCAUAUGAAGAGAAUAUAAAAUGGGCUGUGGUUGUAAAUCCGUUCAGGAGUGAUACUUGCGACAAACUUGACAUUUCAGUUGGCGAUGAUGUAUUUAUUUUGCGACAAUGUGAAGAUUGGUUUUAUGGAUUUAAAAUGAAUGUCUGUUCGAGAUUUGGCGUGUUUCCUAAGGCAUGUGUUGCAUUUAAACGGGAUGAUCUAUCUGAUGGGGUCAGUGCUGAGUUACGGAUGAUGGUAGAAAAAUUAAUAUCCAUGUUUGUGUCAGGAAAAUAUGGCAGGAUGAGUAAACACUGUAUGGCUCUUCGUGAUGUUGUUAGUUUGAAGUACGCCCUUUCAGGAAGAAUAACAAAGUUUGACAUUAUUGCUAGCUUAAGAAAGCUUCACACUCAUAUGUCGAUGGUACAGAGUAAACUAUUUUUGCCAUUCAUCAUUCGGGAUGAGAAUUUUAAAUACAUCAAUCCGUACUCCAUAUCUCCCAUAGACUUACACUGGAAGCACAAAAAGCUCAUAAAAGAGCUUGAAGAUUCAGAACUGUCUGCUCAAUGUCCUGCAUAUCAUCCUUUCAAUCUGCGCGUUCGUUUUAAAAAUUUACCUAAAGCAUUUCUAACAAUGUACUUAGUAAGUCAAGUCUUACAAAGCUCUCAGAAUGUAGUCAGUUCACCAGCUAAUUUCAUUCCAAACUUGGAUAUGAAUUUUGCUGUCAAUGCAAGUUCCGACUGCGCGAAUUUUACCUCAUACAAUUGUAUUCAAGAUUCAUAUGAAAGUCAUGUUAGUACAAAAAAUCCUUCCGCCACUGAAUUACAACCUACAUCAUUGCUUAUGCGUUUAACCGAAGAUGUUAUACUGGAUGGUAAUGCUAAAGAUAAUUAUGAAGUUGUUUUUACUAAUCUCGACCCAUUCAAAUACAAAGAAAAACGUAUACUACUACUCGUCACAUUGACUCGUAUUGGACCGAUGCAUUUAAAGCGUACGAAAUCAGGUGGAAAGUCCAUAGCAUUAGGUGUUAAUGAAAAUAAGUCACAGCAAUCGAAUUCAAUGUUAAAACGUCCAGUCGGCGUUGCUUGCCUGGAUAUAACAUCUUCAAUUUUACCGUAUUUUAGUCGUUCCUCCCAGUUAUUUGAUUGGGGAUCUGGCAAAACAAUAAAAGAUGAUAAUUCUAUAUUGGAUCAUAAACGUAUUGUGAAUUUCAAAUUAACUGGUGAACAGUUUUUAUCAGAAGCGUUAUUACGUGCAAUCAACGAUACACAAGUUUUAUCUUGGAGUAACAAUCAAAAUUCAGGUUAUCCUGAUAUGGAUUUAACAACAAUUUUAAGCAUUCCAAGUAUUUCAUUGGAUUCGUCAGAAGUUCCAAAAUUAGAAAUUCAUGACAUCACAGUAUUAAAUCCUUUAGAAGGUCAUCCAUUCAAUCGUGAUGCAUUAUAUGUACGUCGUUAUGCAUCACCUUAUUUUAAUGAUCCUACAGUUAUUAAUAAUAAUGGUGUAACUCAACCACGACGUGAACUUUAUGUUACUUUAAUUUCUGGAAAUUUCUCUAAAGGUAAUAAAACUAGAGAGCAUAAUAUUGAAGUGGAAGUCAACGUCGUAGAUAGUAAUGGGAAUUGGUUAAAUCUGAAUAACUCACCUGAACGUUUAUCACCUGUACACAAAUCAGUCGUAUACUAUCACAAAAAUCAGCCAUAUUGGAGUGAAUUAUUCAUAAUCAAUUUACCAUACUCACCAAUUGAAUCCUCUUGUGUAACAACAACAAUUGAUGAUGUGAAUCAUAAUCUUGAUCGUGAUAAUAAUAAUAACACUGAACGUUCUAGCCAUGAAUCACAGGAUCAGCAACAGUUAUUCAGUGCAAAUCCAACUUAUCCUGGGAUGUUAGCUGGUGUACAUUUGAGACUUUUAUGUCGUCAUCGAUCUACUGGACCGGGUGAUUCUGAAGGUAAAAUUCUAGGAGUUGCAUAUUUACGACUUCAGCCGAAUACAUCUGUGCCAGUUCUUUUGCCUGAUGGAGACUAUCACCUGUAUAUACAUAAGAUGGAUAUGAAUCAAGUGAAUUCAUGUCGUUAUUUAUGCCAACCAUCUUAUUGUGAAGAUGAUGGACCGAUUGCUUAUGGUUUAAGUAGUGGUUCGGGUUCUGGUUCCAGUUCUAUUGGACUUAAUACAAUAAAUUCAAAUUCAAGUGGAUUGAAUAAUAUUCUAUCGUUGCCUAACUUUUCAACAUCAUCAUCGUCACGUAAUCGCAUGGAUACACUACACAUACAAACACUUGUUUGUAGUAGUUAUCAUACUACUGAUGAAAAUUUAACUAAAGUUAUACUAUGGCGCAAUUAUCAAGACGAUAUUAUAGUGUGUUUACAUCAAGGUAUUUAUUUGUCCCGAAAAGAUAAUGAAUUAAGAAAAUUCACUCGUUCAUUAAUUGACAAUAUGUUGCAACUUCUUAUGACUACCAUGGAUGAAACACACCAACAUAUUAUCAAUUUAAACUUAGGUUACAGUCUUCUAAUGGGACUGGCUCGUUGUUAUAAGGAUUUAUCGAUUGAUUCAGUUCGACAAAAAAUAAUAUACAGUUAUUUAAAUGGGCCUGGAUUUAUAUAUUAUAAAAUAUAUAUACCUUAUUUACAAUUAUUAAAUGCUAUGGUAUGUGAAAUUGUCUAUCCAGCAUUGUAUCAAAAUCAUCAUCCUUCACCUAAUUCUACUCUUCCUCAUUCAUCGUCAUCAGCAUACGGAUCUAGUGGUGUUAGUAGUACUUCUAAUCGAUACAAAGUGGAACAUCAGUUUAAUAGUAGUGUUAAUAAUCGGAAUAUUGGCAUGACACCUACAACUGGACACUUUUUUGAUUCAAAAGCUGUACAACUUAUCUUUUCAACAAUACAUUGGGCCUUUUUAAUUAUUGUUCGUUCAAGGCAUUUAGAUGUUAUGCAGUUGAAUGAUAAGGGUCAAAAAGAAGCUGAAUCAUUAUUUACACGCCAGGUCGAAUCUUUCCUGUCUGGAGUAAUUGAUGUGACUUGUCGUACUGAUGAUGUUCUACUGCGCCUUAUUAUAUUUAAACAUGUGCCAGAAAUUAUUAAAAAUUUAACAAAAGUUUAUCCAAAAUUAAAGUUAUCUCAAUUCAUCGUACAAUUAUUAACACGUACAUUAGAAAGUUGUGAGUUACCAAGCCAAAAAAUUCUAACUGAAACUAUUCAUUCAACCUUAUUUACUGAUCCACAAUGUCGUCGUCUAUUAGUACCAAUAAUUCAAACCAGUUUAACGCAUGUUUUUACAUCGAAAUUGGAUAAGGUUCUCAGUUGUAAAAUUAACGAGAAUACAGCUAUAAUGGAUGUUUGGUGUGAUGUAUUGCUGUCAUUUAUGGACAGUUUUACAAAAGCCACUGCAUCAACUACAACAACAUCGAGUUCCUCAUCAUCGACCACUCAGUGCAUUGGUGAUAAUUCUGUUGAUAAUAAUCAUGAAGCUAAUCAGACCGAUGAUAAUAUUGAUAAUACUGAAGAUAAAUCUAAAGCCAUUGCCUCUGUGACAACACCAACAAGGAAAUUAUCAUUUACAUUUGACAAUUCUAAUCAGAAUUGUUCAUAUUAUGACAAUCAAUCGGAUGAAGUGUUUCACUUGUUAAUAAAAUGUAAUUUUCUUCGUUGGACUAUGCAACAGUUGUCACGUAUUCUACUAUUUAUACAUCAACGUAAUUCUACUUUAUGUUGUGGUGAUGAUAGUAGGUCAGAUUCUCUUCCAACUACCGGUAUUAGUAGUAACGGUGGGCACGGUGGCAACGGAUUCGGUGGUGUUUCCGGUGUUGUCAGUGGCAAUAACAAAACAUUAUCAUCAUCUAGUAAAGUUUCACCUAAAAAACGCCUUAUACAUCCUUCCUAUCACCGGUUACAACCAAUUAUGGGAUGUCUAUCCACUGUACUAUUCUCUUCAUUACAAAUGCUUACAAAAUGUAGUUGGAUAAAAUUUUUCAAUCUGUUUAUUAUACCAGUGAAGAAUGUUGCCAAUGUAAUUACUGUCAUAAUUUACAAUUAG